Messenger RNA from Thermothelomyces thermophilus ATCC 42464, 1070 nucleotides. RefSeq names its product Aldo/keto reductase-like protein. Bases 174 to 1070 code for a protein of 298 amino acids. The record is from RefSeq and is a predicted model, not a curated record. Gene Ontology annotation, cellular component: cytosol. The transcript has 3 exons. Gene Ontology annotation, molecular function: aldose reductase (NADPH) activity. Lineage: Eukaryota; Fungi; Ascomycota; Sordariomycetes; Sordariales; Chaetomiaceae.
GAUUGGUAACAGAAUACUCCGUAGAAGCAGUUCGAAUGCCCCGUCGAGCCAGUCUUGUCCCGCAUGGCGAUCGACUAGGCGUGAAUAAAAAGCCGAUGCAUUUGUCCUCUCUGCUGCGCGGUUCGGAGAGAACAUCCCCCAGAAAACGCUGUGCGUAAAGACCGGACGUAGCCAUGGCCCAAACCAAGAUCACCUCCAAGACUUUUAAGCUCAACACCGGCGCCGAGAUCCCGGCCAUUGGUCUCGGGACAUGGCAAUCGAAGCCCGGUGAGGUCGGCAGGGCCGUCGAGGCUGCCCUGCGGGCCGGUUACCGUCAUAUCGACACGGCCUUCGCCUACGGCAACGAGAAGGAGGUCGGCGAGGGCAUCCGCGCGUCGGGUGUUCCGCGCGAGGAGAUCUUCCUCACCACCAAGCUGGACAACCCGUGGCACAAGCGCGCGCCCGAGGCACUGAAGCGCUCCCUCGAGAACCUCGGCGUGGACUACCUGGACCUCUACCUGAUGCACUGGCCAUCCAGCACGGAUCCCGAUGAUCCCAAGAAGCAUUACCCUGACUGGGACUUUGUCGAUACGUGGCGCGAGAUGCAGAAGCUGAUGGAGACGGGCAAGAUCCGGAACCUGGGCGUCAGCAACUUCGGGAUCAAGAACCUUGAGCGGUUGCUGAACGACCCGAGCUGCAAGAUCGUCCCGGCCGUUAACCAGAUCGAGCUUCACCCUGGCAACCCGUCCCCCAAACUGGUCGCCUACUGCGCCGAGAAGGGCAUCCACUGCACCGGCUACUCGCCGCUCGGCAGCAGCGACUCCCCGCUAUACAAGAACGAGACGAUCGCGGCCAUCGCCCAGGCCAAGAACCGCACCGUCCAGCAGGUUCUCCUGCUUUGGGGCUUGAAGAAGGGCUGGAGUGUGCUGCCCAAGAGCGUGAACCCGGACAGGAUCAAGGCCAACUUUGAUUUGGACGGCUGGGAUCUAACGGAUGAGGAGAUGGCAAAGAUUGACGCGAUCCCCGAUCGGUUCAAGGUGUGCGGCGACGCCUGGCUGCCGAUCAAGGUGUUCUUUGGCGAUGACGAGUAG